AGUUCGGCACUCAGGAAGUAAAGCGAGGGCCUGAGGAGUUCGGGCUGUCCCUGUCAAACACAAAGAGUUCUCAGUUGUCUUUUAAUUUGACAGUUUCUUUGAGCAAAAAAUUGGGAUAUUUUCGCUCGAGGGAGGCCACGGAUUCUACUAGAGAAAGCUGGAAAACUAGUGCCUAGUUGAAGGGGCUUAUCGUAAUCUUCUAUAUGAUGGCCAACGCAGUUGGCACUGCAGCUCUGUGUGGUGAUUUAAAGGCGUUUCUAAGCCACCAAAAUCUAGCAAAAGGUAGCAUUUCUCUCGUAGCACCGUCCAACUUUAGCCCUGUCACCAAGAUCACUUUAGGAGCAGUGAACUCUAAUGUCAGCACACCAAUGAUUAUAAGCACUCCUCAGAGGGUGACUCACCCAGGAAGUAUCCUGAUCGGCAGCCCCUUCACGCCACACACUACACCAGCUGCCAUGGUUACACAAGCAUGCCCUCCAGAGGGCAACGAAUGGACCCCAGGGAACAAGAAACGCACACAUGACUUUAUAGACUCCUAUUACUCUGACAGGGAUGGACUGUGCUCUAGUGACUCCUCAUCAAGUAAAAGGAUGAAGAAAGUUGAUAAAAAAGGAAAAGGGCUCAGGCACUUCUCCAUGAAGGUGUGUGAGAAGGUACAGAUGAAAGGCACUACGUCCUAUAAUGAGGUGGCUGAUGAACUGGUGUCAGAGUUCACCCACGCCAGCAGCCUUGCAUCUACAAAUUGUCAGCAGGUGUAUGAUCAGAAAAACAUCCGCAGGCGCGUGUAUGAUGCACUGAAUGUAUUGAUGGCCAUGAACAUAAUCUCCAAAGAGAAGAAGGAGAUUCGCUGGAUUGGCCUUCCCACUAACUCGGCCCAGGAGUGUCGCAACCUGGAGCUGGAGAAGCAGAAACGGCUAGAAAGAAUUCGACAGAAAAGAAGCCAGCUAGGGGAGCUGAUAUUACAGCAGAUAGCCUUUAAGAACUUGGUGAAAAGGAAUCAGGCCAAUGAAGCAGCUUCAAAAUCUCGACCUCCACCAGGCUCUGUCAUUCAGCUGCCCUUCAUCAUUCUCAAUACAGACGUGCGCACAGUCAUCGACUGCUCCAUCUCCAGUGACAAAUGCGAAUACCUCUUUAACUUUGACAACAUGUUUGAGAUCCAUGAUGACAUUGAGAUCCUAAAGCGUAUGGGUAUGUCUCUGGGGCUGGAGAAUGGCACAUGUACCGCGGAAAACCUCAGCGUGGCCAAGACUCUUGUGCCCAAAUCACUGGAGAGUUAUGUCACAGGCAUGGCCAAGAAAUCCAACAGAACCACUCCCAAUUACACAAGUCACAGCAGCACUGCUCCCUCAUAUACCUCCGAAUCUCGGGGUCAGACACCCAGCUCCUUCAACGAGGAGGAAGAGGAGGACGAUGAUGAAGAUGAUGAUGAAGAUGACGAAGAUGAGCCCUCUUCUCCAGAAUGAUCUUGGAAAUUAAUGUGCCAACAUCUUUUGUUUCCCUGAGACUGGGCCUCUGUCCUGAAGUUCUGACUUUCUUCCAAAUAAACAGGUGGAAUAAAACACCAGGGAUAAGCUUGCACUCGCUCGGAUGUGAUAUUCCAAACUCUCCAUCUGUUUAUCCUUCUAUAUAUUGAUCUCUAUUUUUAUUGAUAUGUCUAUCCUCUGCACAUGUGCAUCCAAACAUGAGUGCACACACUGGUUUUGUAUCUUGAGGAGGAUUGAUCAAUUGUUUUCUAAUGGUGCUUUUUCUCCUUAAGUACGCCAGCAAACCUCAGGUCAGGCAUGAGGAUAGGAGUCAGUGCUGGCAGGAAUUUCACCUUGACAGCUUUCAGUUAGACUUCCUCAAAAACACCUUCUUAAUCAGUAAAAUCCCAUUGUAUUUAUUACUGUCCUGUUAUUAGAUGAAUUCAUUGUCAUUGUAACCUCUUGUGUUUAGACAACGUUUUUUUUCUGUUUUUCCCCCUUCAUCUGCCCCAUAUGCACUGUUAAGAAAGUGAAUGCUUAACUGUUUCCAUGUUGCCAGUGUAGAAGGAAUUUGUGUGCUUUUCAGAAAAGGGGGAAAAAAAACAUUUGUUUUGUUCCUUGAGAUUCUUUGCAAUUUUGUUAUUCAUUGCCUAGUUUAUUCUUUUCUUGCCAUUUACAACAAUAGAAUGAAAUGAGGAAAAAAUAAAUCAUAAUGGGGAAAAAAAUGAUCAUAAGAAAUUAGCAUACAGUAUUUGUCUGGGUACAUAUGUCCAGAAGAAACGCAUGCUAGGGAAUGAAGUGUUUUUGUAAGUGUGUUGUGUAGUCUAGCAUCUUUUGCUAUUGUCUGUUUUUGUUUUUUGUUUUUGCUAGAAAUUUAUAGUGGUAUGAAAUGGCAGAUACCAGGGACAUUUCCCUCUUUGACCUACUCAGGUCAGCAUUUUAAACCUGGAAUCUUAUUUGAAAACCUAAAAGAAUAAUAUUACUUGUAUUUUUUCUCUGAUGGUUCCUACUUUGGUUUGGAAAUGUAACUCAGUAUGUAUAUGUAUACAUAAACAUAUAAUUUUGGUUA
Messenger RNA from Clarias gariepinus (North African catfish), 2532 nucleotides. RefSeq names its product transcription factor Dp-2 (gene tfdp2). Bases 204 to 1463 code for a protein of 419 amino acids. Gene Ontology annotation, cellular component: nucleus; transcription regulator complex. The transcript is spliced from 14 exons. Lineage: Eukaryota; Metazoa; Chordata; Actinopteri; Siluriformes; Clariidae. The record is from RefSeq and is a predicted model, not a curated record. Gene Ontology annotation, molecular function: DNA-binding transcription factor activity, RNA polymerase II-specific; RNA polymerase II transcription regulatory region sequence-specific DNA binding. Gene Ontology annotation, biological process: regulation of cell cycle; regulation of transcription by RNA polymerase II.